Molecule: messenger RNA, 363 nt
Organism: Arxiozyma heterogenica
Lineage: Eukaryota; Fungi; Ascomycota; Saccharomycetes; Saccharomycetales; Saccharomycetaceae
Gene: IES4
Product: Ies4p
Exons: 1
Coding region: 1-363 (120 amino acids)
Source: RefSeq, a predicted model, not a curated record
AUGAAUAACAGUAGUACUUUAAAUACACCAUCAGAAACACCAAGAGAGACUUCACCAAACGAGAUUAUCCCCAAAGACAAAGUUACUGGGGAUAAUAAAGUGACAGUAGAGGAUAAUAAAGUUUUACCGUGGGAUAAAACAGAUCAUGAGAUUAAAAUUAGAAGUUUUAGUGGAUAUACAAUCAAAUUAAAUGGUUGGAUUAGACAUGAUAUUAGAAAUCAAAGACUGAAAGAAACUAAAAAGAAUGAAGCAAAGGAAAAAGACAAAGAAAUAAAUAAUGCAGAUAAGGAGAAAGAUGAGAUUAAUAAAGAAAGUAAAGAAACAACAAAAGAACAAGAUGGGUCUAAAGAUAAAAAUAUAUGA